AUGAAUAAGCUGCUGAUGGAAGAAAAUGAUCGCCUUCAAAAACAGGUCUCACAGUUGGUUUACGAAAACGGUUACAUGCGCCAGCAACUCCACACUGUAAGCACGACCACUACCGAUACGAGUUGUGACUCAGUGGUAAUGAGUGGUCAGCAACAACAAAAGAACCCAACUCCUCAGCAUCCUCAGAGGGAUGCAAACAGCCCAGCUGGUCUUCUCGCGAUAGCUGAGGAGACCCUGGCAGAGUUCCUUGGAAAGGCUACUGGAACUGCUGUCGACUGGGUCCAGAUGAUUGGGAUGAAGCCUGGUCCGGAUUCUAUUGGCAUCGUUGCUGUUUCCCGCAAUUGUAGUGGGGUAGCGGCUCGAGCCUGUGGCCUUGUGAGUCUCGAACCCACAAAGGUUGCUGAAAUUCUCAAAGAUCGUCUUUCCUGGUUUCGUGACUGCCGUUGCCAUGACGUAGCGAGUGCAAUCCCCACCGGGAAUGGAGGGACUAUCGAGCUUGUUUAUAUGCAGGUAUAUGCACCAACAACACUGGCAUCUGCUCGAGACUUUUGGACAUUGAGAUAUAUCACAAGUCUUGAUGAUGGCAGUCUAGUGAUUUGCGAGAGGUCAUUAACUUCCUCCACGGGCGGGCCCACGGGGCCAGCUGUUACUUGCUUUAUGAGAGCCGAAAUGCUGCCGAGUGGUUUCCUCAUACGCCCUUGUGAUGGUGGUGGAUCCAUUAUCCACAUUGUCGAUCACAUAGAUUUUGAUUCUUGCAGUGUUCCAGAAGUUUUAAGGCCUCUGUAUGAAUCUUCCAAAAUCCUUGCGCAGAAGAUGACAAUGGCUGCUUUGCGCCACAUAAGACAAAUUGCUCAAGAAGUCAGUGGUGAGAUUCAGUACAGCGGGGGUCGCCAGCCAGCUGUCCUUCGGGCACUAAGUCAAAGACUCUGCAGAGGUUUUCACGAUGCUGUUAAUGGAUUUGUCGAUGACGGUUGGUCAAUAAUGGACAGUGAUGGAGUUGAGGAUGUGACCAUUGCCAUUAACUCUUCCCCGAGCAAAUUUCUCGGCUCACAAUAUAAUAAUUUGUCUAUGCUCCCAACUUUCGGUGGAGUUUUAUGCGCACGAGCAUCAAUGCUUCUUCAGAACGUGCCCCCGGCUUUACUCGUUCGUUUUUUGAGGGAGCACCGUUCUGAAUGGGCCGAUUAUGGGGUUGAUGUGUACUCAGCUGCCUCUCUUAAAGCUAGUCCUUAUGCUGUUCCUUGUACUAAACCCGGAGGAUUCCCGAGCAGCCAGGUCAUACUACCCCUUGCGCAAACUGUCGAGCAUGAAGAGUUCUUGGAGGUUGUUCGUUUGGAGGGCCAUGCAUUCUCCCCGGAAGACAUUGCUAUGUCGAGAGAUAUGUACUUAUUGCAGUUAUGCAGUGGGAUCGAUGAAACAAAUUCCAGUGCAUGUGCUCAGCUCGUUUUCGCACCGAUUGAUGAAUCCUUUGGUGAUGAUGCCCCUUUGUUGCCGUCUGGUUUUCGUGUUAUUCCAUUGGAACCUAAAUCAGAAAUUCCCACAACCAGCCGAACAUUGGACUUGGCAUCUUCCCUCGAUUUAGGGCACAGUGGAGCUCGCCCACCUGGCGAACCCGAUUCGACCAAUCAGAAUAUUAGGUCCGUUUUGACUAUUGCAUUUCAGUUCACUUUUGAGAAUCAUUACCGGGAUAGUGUGGCAGCUAUGGCCCGUCAGUAUGUACGGAGCAUUGUGGGCUCGGUCCAAAGAGUAGCCAUGGCCAUAGCUCCAUCUCCAUUGGGCUCCAAUUUGGUACCAAAGCCCGUUCCCGGUUCGCCUGAGGCAGUCACAUUGUCACGUUGGAUUUGUAGGAGCUAUAGCAUGCACACUGGAGCCGAGCUCUUUCAAGCUAAUUCACCGGAAGGCGACGAUGUUUUGAAACAACUUUGGCAACACUCGGAUGCUAUCAUGUGCUGCUCAGUCAAAAUGAAUGCAUCAGCUGUAUUUACAUUCGCAAACCAAGCUGGCCUUGACAUGCUCGAAACAACCCUGGUGGCCUUGCAAGACAUAAUGCUCGAGAAAAUACUCGAUGAAGCCGGCCGGAAAAUUCUCCUCUCAGAGUUCUCGAAAAUCAUGCAACAGGGUUUUGCUUAUCUGCCAGCAGGAGUGUGUGUUUCCAGCAUGGGGCGACCCGUGUCGUACGAGCAAGCCAUAGCAUGGAAGGUUCUAGAUGAUGAGGAAACCAAUCAUUGCUUGGCUUUCAUGUUCAUGAACUGGUCUUUUGUGUAA
Striga hermonthica is the source of this 2262-nucleotide messenger RNA. The record is from the annotation of a GenBank genome assembly. NCBI's taxonomy places the organism in Eukaryota, Viridiplantae, Streptophyta, Magnoliopsida, Lamiales, Orobanchaceae.